CUCCGUCAGUGUCCUGGGUAAAGCCUACCCAGUAUGCACUUCGAUGUCUUACACUUUAACUUAUCGUAAGUGUUGGUAAAGUAGACAUUAGGGGUAAUCGGUUUGCCGACUGAAAAUCAAGCGCUAUAGCAAAAUUUCAAAGCCGUUAAUUUUGAAAUAGUCUUUGAUGACGUAGGCUACAUUAUGGAGUAUGACACGGAUUUGACAAAGUAUAUACGGGGUGCGAUUAAAAGAAAACUGCAGGAACUUGGUCCUUGUGUUGAAGAAGAGCUUACUGAUUACAUCAUGGUUCUGGUGGCCAACAAGAAGAAUUCCCACCAGAUGGCAGAAGACCUUUCCCUGUUCCUUGGCCGCAACUCUGUCAAAUUCACUCUUUGGCUACAUGGAGUCUUAGAAAAACUUGAUUCAAUGGCUAUUGAGCCAGGUUUGUUGAGGCCCCAUUACCUCCAGGCAAUGUCCAGUGUUUCCAUUGGCCAGGCUGACGGGGGAGGGGAAGAGCUGCAGGCCUCCACCCUAUCCAGCAUGCACUCACACAGUAUGGAUGCCCCGCUCUCCAUCAGCAACACUUUUACGCAUUACAGGAAUUGCUUCACAGAGAAGAGCGUGCUGCAUGUGUCACGUACUGUUCAGCCACCGAUUGGGCGUCUGUACAGCGAUGCCGGGUUUCGUGUUGAGCCAGAGCUGGGCAAGGCCCCUGAAGCUGCUUUUACCAGCAGACCUGGCCUGGAAAUGGGAGUCACAGUCCCCUGUGGUUUGGGCUGGCCCUCACAGGGCACUGGGCACCAGCUGAGCCCCUCCCAGGUUCCGGACGGUACGCAUGGCCACAGGUCCUCUGAACCGCCCCGGGGCAUAGAUCAACCGCAGUACGUCUACAGGAGGCCGGAGGAUAGCUGCCCUGCAGGGGACCCAGUCACUAGAGCAAGCAAGGACAGGGAUAACAGAGAGGAAGUGAUGUCCUGGAGGUGGGAGCACCAAAUGGUGAGCUCCAUAGAGCAUCCGAGGAGCGACACAGGUCAGAGCAGAUCUUCAGCAUUCCACCGUCUGCUAGGCAGGUGGGAUGAGAGGGAGUCUCAGAGUAGCGUCAGUCCCAAGUUCAUUGUGACGCUAGAUGGAGCACCCACUCCUUUGAAGAAACUGGAGGAUGAUGGGAAGGAAGAUGAGAGUCAGAGCAGAUCUUCAGCUUUCCACCCUCUGCUAGGCCGGCCCAAGGAGGAAGCGAAGGAGGAGCUAGUGUCUGAGGUGGGAGGACCCAGCGACGCCCACUGCUUCAUGCAAAGGAAGCCACUGGUAGGAGGCUCAAUCAGAAGAAAAUUAGCCACUACGGUGGGGGAGGAAGCCCUGGUCUCCACCCCACACGUGGCCCAGGGCAGGUGGGAUGAGUCUCAGAGUGGCGUCAGUCCCAAGUUCAUUGUGACGCUAGAUGGAGCACCCAAUCCUUUGAAGAAACUGGAGGAUGAUGGGAAGGAAGAUGAGAGUGAGUUGUACUACUCUGAUGAGGAGAACGGAUCGAUGGGAGCCAAACGUCAGAAGGUUCCAGAGCGCUGCAGGUUCUGGCCUGUGUGCGAGAGCGGGGACAAGUGCCUGUACCACCACCCCAUAACUCAUUGCAAAACCUUCCCUCACUGCAGUUUUGGGGACAAGUGCCUCUUCAUUCACCCCGACUGUAAGUACAAUGCUCAGUGUAUGAGGGCGGAUUGCCCCUACACACACAGCAGUAAGAGAAGUCUCCCCCCUUUAUCCAGGCCGGAAGCAAAGUUGCCUCCUGAUUUGUGUCACUUCUUCCCAGAGUGUGAGAAGAUGGACUGCCAGUUUUAUCACCCAAAACCUUGCCGAUUUAGGACCAGAUGUAAACGGGCGGACUGUUACUUUUACCAUCCGCCUGUGCCGUCAGGACACGCCCAAGCAGGGCAGAUUCCUAAGCAGGUAUGUGCUCAGUAAAUCCCCAGUGAAGUGUACUAGCACAAAUGGUGCACGAGUCACUUGAUUUGUACUGUAUGACUGUAGCGCGUUCAUCGUUUUCUCAUAUAAAUGCACUGCAGUGUAUACCAUACUGUACUCACUCCUUUCUUACGUACAGGUGUCCUAAGAUUUGCGUACCAGUUUUUGCAUUGACAUAAGCUAUUUAUGUGUGAGGAUGCUUUGUAUGUGCUUGCUAAUUACAGCUUUCUUUCUCCCUUUUAGUUAAAUGGCUGAACUGCGCAAAAAUAAUGUGGUUACAUUUUUUUUUCUUUUGGACUGGAAUAAAUAUUUAUUUUAUAAAUGUUUUUUAACGCUUUUUUUGAUUUUUCCCUACCUGUUUGGAAUGCCCAGUCAUGUUCAGGCUGCACGAUUGGGCGUUCCAAAUGUGCCUUUCUUUAAAGCACAUGCUGUCAGCCGCCAAUUCUUGUCACACCACAUUUCCCAAGUCAGGCUCGCACAGACAUCAAAUCAGAGGAAGACACUGCAUCUGCAGCUCAACAGAAAUAAUUGUGAGAACCAGACUGACCAGCAGGGGUUGCUUAUGCUCGACAAGGCUGUCAUCCUGGCUGACUGAAACCCUCCCAUCCCUGGGCUACAGACAGCUGUGCACCGCCCUACGGGCUGGCACCUGUACAGUCCAUAUUUAAUACCAGAGCAUGGGUCCCCAUCCAUGCAGUGACUACAGCAAUGUCUAAACUCAAUGAGCCACCCACCAGCACCUCUUUUAUAGACAUUUGCAUAUUCAUAUCCGUAAUACAAAUUGUAUGAAGUGUUUUAUAUUUUGAGUAAAUCAGCUUUAUGGACUGUAAUGAAGAAUAAAGACUAAAAAUCUAA
Messenger RNA from Anguilla rostrata (American eel), 2793 nucleotides. Its product is annotated as zinc finger CCCH domain-containing protein 14-like. Gene Ontology annotation, cellular component: nucleus; cytoplasm. Lineage: Eukaryota; Metazoa; Chordata; Actinopteri; Anguilliformes; Anguillidae. The transcript has 15 exons. Bases 184 to 1938 code for a protein of 584 amino acids. The record is from RefSeq and is a predicted model, not a curated record. Gene Ontology annotation, biological process: regulation of mRNA stability. Gene Ontology annotation, molecular function: poly(A) binding.